AACAUACAAAAAUUCUUGCUGACGGUACACAUGCAAUGUGUUAUGGGCUGGGCUCCUGUCCUUCACAAACAUUGCCUUGCGGUUGGCAAAUAUAAACCCAAGAGUUUCCCCAACGCUUCUCUGAUAUGUCAUUAGUUUUGUAUUCUUCACUUUUUCCAUCCAGAGGUGUUUGAACUUUCAGCAUGACACUGGUAUUAGCACUUUUGCUUUGUAUGUUUUUGGGGACGCAUGGUUUCAACAAACAGUAUCCUAUUGAACCUCAGCCCAACUUUGAUCUGGAGAAAUUUUCAGGUGAAUGGUACCGUAUUGGACUUGCAGAUGAGUCAGAGCUGUUUGCAAAGUACAAAAACUACCUGAAGCUUUCUAAAGGUCUUCUGGUACCAGAUAACAAUGGAAAUGUGAACCUGACCAUGUGGACCAUGAGACCAUAUGGAUGCUCCGUCAGUGUUUAUUCAUACGAGAAGACAGAUGUUCCUGGAGAGUUCACUUACUUUAGCCAAAGGCACAAGAUAACAAAAGACGUCACGAUAGUGGAGACCAAUUACACUGAUUAUAGUUUGGCCCUUAAAUACAAGAACAUGGACAAAGAGUACACUCAAGUAGCUCUUUAUGGACGGUCAUCUAUACUAAGACCCGAUCUAAUUGAGAAAUUCAGAUCUUUUGCUUUAUCUCUGGGCUUUUCUGAGGAGGCCAUUUUCGUCCCAGCAGAUCUUGAUCCCUGCCCUAUCCUAGAACCAAGGUAUGGAUUUACCACUUCCUCAUAUAAAUGAGAGACUGGGGCUUGUUGUCUGUAUAUGCCUACAAAAAGCAAAACAUUCCAACGUAAUUGCUCAAAAAAUAACAUAUAGUUAAUUUACAGUGGGGUAUGUUGUCACACUAGACUGGUAAACCUGUGUAAUAGUGAUGGAGAUUUUACAAUGGCUCUUAUUAUUACAUCCUUACACCAGUAGGUGGCGACAAGUGACCGUCUUUAUGAGUGAGUCAGUGAAUCAAAUGAUUCGUUCAAAACAUACUGAUUCACUAAACGAAACGGUUGAUUCUGAUGUGAAUGUGUUUGGUAGUUGGAAGCAUUCUCGUUGGCUGAGCAAAACAGACAAAGUAACCGGUAAUAUUGUGUAUAAAAUGUAAGUUACACAAUAUUAACUUAUUGUUUAUUGUACUAUUCUGUAAAUGCAAUAUCACACUGGGAAUCAUGCUGGUCUGAAUAUCAGCAUGUGGGCUAUGGCUAAAUUGAAGUAAUGCUGUUAUUCAGAACAACAUGUUUUGAAAUUGAUGUUUAAAACCAACAUACAACACUACUGUAGAAGCACGUUUGUGUAGCUGAUGUUUCAGAAAACCUUAUCGCUACAAGCACUUGUGACAACUAGCCCCAGUCUCCCUGUUGCUGAAAUACAUGGGUCUAUAAUGUGACGUUGUUGAUGUAAAACCCAUGAAAAGCCUUGUUUUAUCAAAUCUAAAAUAUACACCACUGUUCACUCACCUGCAGGAAUACAGCAGAAUUCAGAGAGGACAAAUCUGCACAAACUGUUAAUCAAUCAGUCUUUGCCACUGAGAAUCUUUCUAAAGUGUGAUUGAU
Molecule: messenger RNA, 1576 nt
Organism: Ctenopharyngodon idella (grass carp)
Lineage: Eukaryota; Metazoa; Chordata; Actinopteri; Cypriniformes; Xenocyprididae
Gene: lcn15
Product: lipocalin 15
Exons: 6
Coding region: 183-770 (195 amino acids)
Cellular component (GO): cell surface; plasma membrane
Molecular function (GO): serine-type endopeptidase inhibitor activity
Source: RefSeq, a predicted model, not a curated record